CCCACCACCCUCAUCUCCUCUUUAUAUUUAUUCAACCAUAGACACAACAACAAGAGAUUUAGUAUAACAAAAAAAACUUUACACACACAACAGCAAAGCCAACCAACAAAAAAAAACCACAGAGAGAGAUUUUCUCCUUAUUCAAUGGUGGAAGAAGAAAGUACUUCUUCUAUGAUGCCAAAGCUCAUCACUUUCCUCUCUUCUUUGCUUCAAAGAGUGGCCGAGUCGAACGACGAUCUCGACAACGAAAACAACUCGGCCACUGAAACGCAGAAGAACUCAGCGUUCCAUGGCUUGACUCGCCCAUCAAUCUCUCUUCAAAGCUACCUUGAAAGGAUCUUCAAGUAUGCUAAUUGUAGCAACUCUUGCUUCAUUGUUGCAUAUGUUUAUCUUGAUCGGUUUGCUCAAAGACAGCCAUUGUUGCCCAUCAACUCUUAUAAUGUUCAUCGUUUGCUCAUUACAAGUGUUCUUGUUGCUGCCAAGUUCAUGGAUGAUUCGUGUUACAACAAUGCAUUCUAUGCAAGAGUUGGAGGGAUCAGCACAAGAGAAAUAAACUUUCUUGAAGUGGAUUUCUUAUUUGGAUUAGGGUUUCAUUUGAAUGUGACACCCACCACUUUCCACACCUAUUCCUCUUGUUUACAAAAGGAGAUGUUGCUAUUAAAUCCUCCUUUCAAUAAUAUUUCUCAAAGUACUUCACUGAAUAAUAAAACCCUUUUCAUCACCUUUCAACAAGAUGAACCUAAUUCUUCCCAUCAUCAAAGCCAACAACAACUAGCUGCUUGAAAAUUCACUAAUUAUUUUCAACUUUAGGUAUAUAUAAAAAAAAAAAAAUCCCAUCAUUAUUGAUUAGGGUUUCUUUUUUUUUUCUUUUUUUUUCUUUUUUUUUUUUUGAUGUUGGAGAACUCUAUGGUUUGUGGUUAUAAUGUACAUAGAUAUUGAAAUCCUUUUGGUUGGUAAGAAAUGAGAGGAUAUGAAUGUUUCAAAAAUA
Benincasa hispida (wax gourd) is the source of this 988-nucleotide messenger RNA. RefSeq names its product cyclin-U4-1-like. Gene Ontology annotation, molecular function: protein kinase binding. The record is from RefSeq and is a predicted model, not a curated record. Gene Ontology annotation, biological process: regulation of cyclin-dependent protein serine/threonine kinase activity. Lineage: Eukaryota; Viridiplantae; Streptophyta; Magnoliopsida; Cucurbitales; Cucurbitaceae.